UGUUGAGCUGAGGAGCUGAUAAAGAUACUCAGUGUACUAGAGGACAGAGCUGCCACACAGUUCCAGGUGUCCUGUGCUGCUGUGUGUAAGCAAACAUGGCCAGCUGUAAAUCCCAAAGUGGCUGUGUCAAAAGGAAUGCCUGCUUGAUCCAGCUGCCUUUUCAUGGGGCAGCUUGUCUUCAUGAGGGGAGAAGUUGCUGAAGAUGUUGGUCUUUCUCUAAAUUACUCCUGUCCUGUGAUAUAAAGUAAUAGGAAGUCCUGCCUACAGCAUUCCAGCCAUUAUCCUGUUGCAUUUUCAUUAUCCAUUCUUCACCUAUACUACAGAGCACUAUGCUGACCAUGAUACUUUAAGAGCUUAAAAUCCACUAAUAGUAAUUAGGACCUAUCCUGAAGCAGUAUUACAUGCUAGCAGCAACCGAUAGAGUCCAGCUAAAGAAGCAAGAUAUGAUGACAAGAAUUGGAAGAAGAUUUUUUAAAUAAGAAAAAGCAUGCUUGUAAAACUGAAUAGGGAAGCAGUCAUACAAGUGUGUGGAUCACAAGGCCUCUCAGCACUUAUGCCUUCAGGCUGAAACUUGAAAACAGACUUUCUCAGCAGUGCAUGGUCACAUCAGUCCACAUUGCAGUACAACUUAUUUCAUGCUGUUCACCAUGCCAACACUACCUGAAGAUAAGGCACAACCAAAAGAGGCACAACAUGCCAGUUCUACUGCAGCCAAAGACCCUACUGUGGAAAUAACAACAUGCAGUAGACCUUCUAUUGUUCUUCCAGAGAAUGCUGUUACGACAGCUGUUGAAACUGAUAAAAAUCUGGUUAACAGGCCUUGUAGUCCUCAUCGGCGACACUCUAACCGUACAGCUAGGAAUCCAGUUAGUUCAUUGACUUCUGUCGACAACACUGGUCAUGUGAUUGAUCUGGUAAAUGAUCAGCUGCCAGAUGUCAAAAUAUCUGAGGAAGACAAAAAGAAGAAUCUUGAAUUACUAGAAGAAGCAAAGAAAGUGAGUGAGAGGUUUCUAAUGCGCAGAGGCAGAAAGUCAAGAAGUGGCCUUCCUGAGUCACCCACAGCAGUUUCCCCUACGCUUAGUCCUAAAGUUUCACCAGUAGCAUCUCGGAGAAACUCUUUCACUCUUCCAGUUCCAUCAGGGUCUGAUACAUGUACAACCACUAGUGUUGAGUCAGUGUCUCCAGAGCAGAAUAACAGAAUUGUGAAUGAAGAUGACAGGCAAGCUACAGAGAGUGCUGCAAAAGGAUUAAUUGAUCGAAAGCUGAAUGAUCAAAGAAAGAUUUCUCAGGGAAGGUUGGUUCCUCGUUCUGCUGCUUUUGAAAACUCCAAAGAAAAACUCUCCGAGCAAAAAGAAAACUUUGAUCCACGUCAACAUAUGGAUAAUUUACCUAAAUCCUCUACUGCAGGUAGUGAUGGUGGCAGAAUGUCUCUCAACACUUGCAUGACUGUGUGUGAAAGUGAACUUGGAAAACCAUUCCUCAAGAAAGCAAAAGAAAAUGAUGUUCCUUUAAGAACCCACCAACUGGGAUCAGGAAUAGGAAAUAUAGACCAAAAGCUAAAAAUUCCAAUUCCAGAAACUAGAGACCAUAAAAUUAUGUGUAAACCAGAAUUUAAAGUGUGUGGACCCCGUCCUCCUCUGCUACGAGCUAUGUCAUGGGAUAGCUUGGAGCCUGGACAGAAAGAUAAAACACCUUCUAAAUUACCGUCUGAGGAAGAUAAAAGCUUUGCCGUUGCCAAUAAAUCAGGCAAUCAGUUAAAAGCAUCAGCAUUCAAAGACCUCCAAAUCCAAGUUCAGCCAGUGCGAAUGCAGAAAUUGACAAAGCUGAGAGAGGAGCAUAUUUUGAUGAGAAAUCAAAACUUAGUUGGACUAAAGCUUCCUGAACUUAGUGAAGCAGCUGAACAGGAAAAAGGCCCUUCACCUCUUCCUUCCCCCACUGAAGAGAAAGAGACAAAGAAUAGCUCAGAUGUCAUGCCCAGCAUUUCUGAUGUAUUGCUGCGAAAACUGCGAGUGCACAAAUCUCUUCCAGGAAGCUCCCCUCCACUUACGGAAAAAGAAGUUGAGAAUGUGUUUGUACAGCUUUCCUUGGCUUUUAGAAAUGAUAGUUAUACCUUGGAAGCUAGAAUUAACCAAGCAGAGAGAGAGAGAAAUCUUACUGAAGAAAAUGCUGAGAAGGAACUGGAAAACUUUAAAGCAGCCAUUACGUCUUCAGCUGCCUUAUGGCAUCACUAUGAACAUAGAGAAGCUUACCAGAAACUCCUGGAGGAUAUUGCUGUGCUGCAUCGUUUGGCUGCUAGACUAUCUAGCCGUGCUGAAAUGGUUGGAGCCGUUCGCCAGGAGAAGCGUAUGUCAAAGGCAACAGAAGUAAUGAUGCAGUAUGUGGAAAAUCUGAAAAGAACAUAUGAAAAGGAUCAUGCUGAGCUAAUGGAGUUUAAGAAACUUGCCAAUCAGAAUUCUAGCAGAAGCUAUGGUGCCUCCGAAGAUGGAGUACCUCGUUCAUCUAGAUCCAUGUCCCUUACUGUUGGAAAGAAUAUGCCUCGGAGGAGAGUCAGUGUUGCUGUUGUUCCUAAAUUUAACUCCUUAAACAUUCCUGGUCAGUCACCAACAGCUUCACCUAUACCUUCAAUGUCAGCCCUGCCAGAAUCACCUAAUAAUGGAAGGAGCAAUCUAACAUCUACUCCUAUUCUGCCAGCACUUCUAGAGAAUGGAAAGUCUAAUGGAGAGCCUGACUGUGAAAACUCUACUUCUGUGUUGACCCACACUGGAUUGGAAGAGAUCAAUCCUGAAACAAAAGCCAAGAUAGAGGAGGAAGCAUAUAACAAAGGCUAUCAGGAAGGCUUGAAGAAAACUAAAGAACUUCAGGAACUGAAGGAAGAAGAUGAAGAGACACUAAAAGAAAGUCAUGAUGAGCAUGAAGAAAGUGAAAAUGAAGAUGAGAUAAAAAACCUGGAAAGCAGCAGACUUGAAGUCAUCAUUAAUUAUUUACAUAUACUGUACCCCAAACUGUGUAAACACUGGAAUGUGGUAUGGCUUGUAGUGGCUGCAGUAAUCAUUUUUGCUGUGGUGUUAUGGAUCUACAAUUCGUACAACUCCUGUGAUGAAAUAUCAGAGGGACCUGAAGGGAAGGCCAGCUGUUCUGCUGCCCAUCAGUAUUCCUGGUGGAACUCAGGAUUUCAGCAUGAGCAACGCACUGAAUAAUAAAGGAACAAACACAUAUUUAUGGUACCUAAGCAAGCUCACAUGCUAGAACAUAGUUGUUAAAGGUAGUGCUUAGUCAUCUUUCUGGUUGUUAAAUGUGAUCUGUUAAGACACGUGAGUUACUCUACACCAUCAGGUUUGGAGAUACAUUGUGAACACAGCUUGCCAAAAUGACUAUCUGAUAAAUAGUUCUGUCUGUCUGUCCUGCUAAUUGUAAGUGAUUGAGAGGAAUAAAGUAAUAUUGAGUCAUGAUAAGGUUGUGGCAGUAAUCAGCAACCACCAACACAUUUAAAAGGAAUAUUGAAGUCUGUCUUACGAUUUUGAAGAAAAUCAAAAACUACAUUUUCAGAAUUAAUUGCUUUACCUUUGUAUUUCCAGAAUUUAUUGAUUAUUGUUGAAGUAUUAACAGCAUUUAAGUCCUUUGGGUUUUAAAAGUCUAAUUUUCUUAUUCAAAAUUAUUGGGUAGAAAUGGAAGACCUUUUGUGGAAAGUAAAAGUAUAUUAUCAGACCAAAUGCAUUGCUGAUACAGUAAUUUUAUAAGAGAAAUUAUCUGUACAAUUAUUUAAAUUAACACAGGUAUGUUUUAUGAUAUACUUUAAGAAUGGGACCACCUCUUUAUUUGAAUGGGCUGUGCAGCAAAAGCUAAAAUGAGGUAUAGGUGGCACAGCUGAUACUGUCCAGUGCAGCUGAGAACUUCUGAUAUAUCAAAGGGAUACACUUUGUAACAAAUUUUGCUACUUCUGUGAAUAGCAAUGCAGUGUAUGUCACUCAGAGUCACUAGUGAUUUCAAGAAAAAGUAAUUACUGUCUGGAAAUUAGAUGGGCAGUCUUGAACAUGGGAAGGUUGGCAAGCUACCACUUUGAAUGGACUCUGUCCUAUGCUAAUACUGGAUAUAGGCUUCCUUUGAGAUCUGCAGCAGGAACAUAGUACUGUGUACAGCCAAAACCUGCAGGUGCCUACCUGAAUGAGAACAACAAAGCAAUGAGGACUUUAAAGGGGUCACUGCAUGUUCUUAGUAGUAGUUCAUUUUCAGAAUCUGAUGCAGAGUUUGUUGGUAUUCUGAUAUGCCUUCAAAACUAAAGUAGCAGAUCAUGCCAGAUUAGUCUUUUGGACAAAUUUUUCAAUUAUUCUGCCUAUUUGGGAAUUGAGACUUCUUACAGAAGAAUGUGAAAACUUGAAAGCUUUAGACAUAAGUAAUUUUAAAAGAGUGAAGCCAUUAUCUGAAAAUUCAUGCCUAAAACAGAGAUGAAAAUGCAUGUCACUUAAGGUUUAUCAUAUGUACCUGCUGAAUCUCACUUCUGAUUGAAGAUAAAUUGCAUUUGUGUUUCCAUUGCUAUACACUUGAAUCUAGCCACUGUAUGAAAAUCAGUGUGACACUUGGUUGUACUCUUGGAUCUUGCAUUCUUUUGGCAUUUUCAGUUUACCAAUUGAAGGAUAAGGGUGUUAUGAAGUACUGUAAUUACAGUUCAGGUACAGUUAAUAUUCACUUGUUUACUUUUGAUGUAAACAUAGAACUUCAAGCUAACUAGGAAAGAAAACAGUUUUCUAACUCAGACAGAAAUUUAGUUCAUAUGUCUGGCACUAGUAACAAAUAUCCUGCUGGUGAAUUUUGUUGCUUCUUUAGCCACAUGUGUCUUAAAAGAUUUUUAUAUGGAGAAAGGAAAAAAUAGGAGACAACUACCACUGUUUCAAAAAAAUGUUAUAAGCAGUUGGGGGGAUUGUUUUUUAUCUAAAAUACAUUUUUUGAGGAAUAAAGUGUUUAAGGAAGUUCAAAAAGGAUGAUGGGAAAGUGUCAUUUGGUCUAAAAUUGUAAUUGGUAAAGAAUAAGACAGAAGAGGGUUUCUUGCAAAUUACCUGGUAUCUGUUUGGUUCAGUUAGAAUAGUCAAAUAUAAAGAACUACUAUGACAUGUCACAUACUUAAAUAUUUUUAAAAAUGUCUUAAUGGCUCUUUGAACAAUUUUUUAUUAGAACCAGCUUCUUUGACUUACAAAUCUUCCGGUGUAUUGUUGAUAACCUAAUAAGGCAAUAAAAAUUAAAGAUGAAGAUUCCUGAACAUUCAGAAUCCUCAAAGCCAAAAAUUAUAGCACAUGGAAAUGUUGGGCUGCCUUGAGAAAAACAGAGUUAAAAAUGCCUGCAGUCAAAUUAAUUUGUUCUUAUUCACAUCUACAUUGAUCUGAGUCCAACACCUUAUUUUAAGCAUGUGAAGAAUCUUAUUACUAUCAAUGGGACUGUUCGGCUGCUUGAAUUUAAGCAUGCCAUACAUUAUAGUGAAGUCAGUAUCUGGACAGGUUCUCCAUCCUCUUCUUGCAGCUGAGCACACUGGCUUUUUGUAGACUUAGUGCAGAAGGAAGAAUUUCUUUAAGCAGUUGUACCAUUUUGAACAGAACUACUUGCAUAUCUAAAGUAUGUUAGCCACAAAGUUAUAACUGGUAUGGGCAAUAGACUGAAAAAGGCAAAGGAUUUUAAUGGGGAUUAAAAGAUGAAGAUAAAAUGGUUUAUAAAAAUAUAUAUAUUGUUGUUCUUUUUAUACCUACUGUAAGCAAAAUGUCCACUAAAAAUAAUGGACCACAGUGAUUAACAGCACAUUAAAUACUUUUGCUUACAUUUUUCAGUUAAUUAAUGGAAACACCUGAGGUUUUUUUCCUGAAAGAAAAUUAAGUUGAGCUGAAAAACCAUUCAAAAUGUAGUUUUAGCUGCUGGAUAUUAGUUUGCUUUAUCUGUGGGGAAAAAAAAAAAAAAAAAAAAAAAAAACUCUUCUGUGUUCAAAGAUCACACCAGAUAACAAGAAAUAGUUUUUAUUAUUUAUGCUAUUAACACUGAAAUAGUUUUCUUGAGGUGCAAUAUUUAUUUUUCUGCUUUAACAUGACAUGUUUAUUGUUUCUCCUUGCACAGCACGGACAUUUUUAGUAAAAGGAAUUUUAAAAGGGCACUAUUUUUAUGUAUCUUAUUUAAAUUUGUAACAUUGUAAGAUUUUGCACAAGUGUGCUGGUAUUGUACUGUAUAGUAUCACAUACUUGAGUUUUGAAAUAAAAGUAUGGUUUCAAAGUCUUCAUUGUUGCUACCUCAAAGGGUUAUUUUUAUUACAU
This is a messenger RNA of Rhea pennata, 6284 nucleotides long. It is a transcript of the gene IRAG1, whose product is annotated as inositol 1,4,5-triphosphate receptor associated 1. The coding region runs from base 636 to 3197 and encodes 853 amino acids. NCBI's taxonomy places the organism in Eukaryota, Metazoa, Chordata, Aves, Rheiformes, Rheidae. The record is from RefSeq and is a predicted model, not a curated record. The transcript has 24 exons.